AUGACCGCUUUGGAGCAGCUGCUGUGGUCGGGUGCGGAUACACGUGACCUGGGGGCUGCGGAUCUUCGCCGGCUUGUAGCGGAGAACAUUGGCGGCGACCAAACUGCACCGCAUCUCGAAGACUUGGCCUUGCACCUUGUCCGCCGCGACAUUGAAACCGCACUAGGUUUCGUAAACGCCCAAGAGCAGGUACUCGUAGCGGAAUCUGCUUCAAACGCACACUUUUGGGCACACUACCUACGCGCCAUAGCUUUGAUACUUGCGUUCGUGCGUGAUCAGUGGACGGGGCCGCCGCUUCCUGCCACUUGGCCACUUCGGGUCACCAGGUCCACGAAGGAGCCCGAACGAGACACUCUCGCUGUUGAUGGCGAAGACUGGCUAGCGGCGUGCGCGCCUGCCUGUGCCCUGCUGGAGGCGACGCGGUGCCUCGCUGAGCUGGACUGGACCUCAGCGUAUCAGGCCUGGUGGUAUGUUCGCGCACUGUGGCUCUACCAACAGUGUUUAUCAGGUCCAUCUGCGCUUUUGCGGGACCAGAUCCUGAGUAUUGGGAAAGCUAUAGCGCUCUCGAAUACGAUUGAGGUGCAGGUUGUGGUGCCGCCUUUCAGCCGACCUCGCUACCGGAUGCAGCAGGUUACCGCUUCAUGGACAUUCGAUGGAACGCUCGCCGAAACUUUCCUGUCCAGUAUGGAGUUCUCUCUGAUGAACCAUUAUUAUAGCUUCGGAGAAGUUGCGAGGGAGUUUCUGGAGCAUGCUGCGAGCAGGAUAGGUGCCCGCAUCUGCUUCAGCGGCGAACGUGGCAUUCGACUGCGGUACCAGAAGCGCCCCAUGGCGUUGUUGCGUGUGCGUAUCGACCGCAGCAGCAGCAUCAGCACCACAAGCCACGAUGGGACUCCAGCACCCGAUACGCACCCGGUUUCUGGCGGAAGGCGCUGUGCUGAACAUGCCACCGGACACUGUGGAACCCAUUGUAACGAGGAUGCCGUCCCGCCUGAAACAGCGACUAGGGUUGAUCGUCGCGAAACGGAUUGCCAAAACAAGGAGAAGCACGACAAUGCGAGCAGCCUGGAUCUAUCUGGGGCAACGUCUCGGGGUGCCACUCUCGAAUGUUGCGGAACGACAGCAGAGGCACGCUCGUUCGGAAGCGAGCCUCGCCUCGAGUCGGCAAGCAAAGCGAGCUGUGCAGUGCCCAGUAGCCAAGCGGUCAUGAUACCGGACUCGAGUUGCCGUGCGGUGUUGCCUGCUUCCGCACAUGAUCAUCAAGGGACUGAUGCACCUCCGGAGACCGAAUCUGCGGCAGUGGUCGUUCGAGACGCUCACUCGUCUCCAUAUGCAGCGGGAAUGCCACGUGCAAUACCGCUGCGCGACGACGAGUACCUGGGCCAUACGGUAUGCAUCGAGAGCGUCGGCUCUGAGCAGGUAUCACCACAUCCGCUCUCAGUCACAGAUUGUAUCUUGCUUUCGGGACUUGUAGCCAUUGAUGCUUCACAACAGGUCACAACUGCGCUCUCAAAGGAAAACAUUCGGUCUUGUGUGGAGUACAUCAUCGAGGCAACCGAGCGAUCAACCGAAGCGCAGGCAGAGCACGCCCUGCUUCGAGCAUAUGCGCUACUCGUGCGCACUCGCCUCGAACUAGAUCGUGCUCGAUUUCAGGAAAGAGUCAUGGAGCAAAUGGAGGAACUUGUGGAACGCUUUUACAACGACACGCAACCUCGACCUGAACUGACGAAGCACCUCUGGUACGCAUUCGCUACUGCCUAUCCACUACGAUGGCAGAUGCAACGCGAAUGGGCCGGGAUGCUCGGUCGUCUCGGUUUGGUGAAAUCCGCACUGGACGUUUUCCAAUCACUCGAGAUGUGGGAGCACGCAGUCGAUUGCCACCGACUCAUGGGCAACUGGACGCGAGCCUACCAAAUGCUCAUAGAGCUGCUUCGCGUCCGUGACCGUAGUCCGCGUUUGCUCUGUGUGCUCGGCGAUGUGUUGGUCAUGAUGCCUGAACGAGAUCGCCCGCUGGACGAACAUCGCACCCCCGAGGCGCUCUACAACCAAGCCUGGCAAAUCAGCGGUGAGCGAUACGCACGAGCCCAGCGUUCACUUGGACGCCUGGCAAUGCGCCGUGGCGACUGGCAGCGUGCCUAUGAACAUUUUCGCCGAGCGCUGACUGUGAAUCCCCUGCACCAGGAUAUAUGGUUCGCUUGUGGCUUUUGUGCACAGAAACUUGGACGCUGGGACUGGGCCUCUGAGUCCUACACAAGCGCCGUGCAGUACGAACCCGAGCAUGCCGAGGCCUGGAGCAACCUAGGGCAUGCUCUCCUGCGGCAGACCAUGGCCGAGGAAGCGGGUAACCCAGCGUCAAUGCUCAAACGACACCGCGUUGUCAAGUGUUUCGCAGAAGCGGCCCGUUUACGCCCUGAAUCAUGGCAGGUAUGGCAGAAUCUCCUGAUCGCUGCCACUGGUGCCAAAGAAUGGGCGUUGGCACUUCGAGCACAGAGCAAGCUCCUCGAGUUUCGCGGACGCGACGGCUACGAUCACGCCGCUCUCGCAGCGAUACUCGCUGCCAUGAGCGACGUUCUGGAUGAAACCUCGGUUACCGACCAGGAUGUGCAUGUGGAUGACCCGGUCAGGGUGCGUCAAAUGAGCGCCCUUGAGUCGCUGUUACGCAGUGUAGCAGCGACAGGUAUCAGCGAUCCGAUCGUUUGGGACGCGUUGCGUCGUUGUGCAACCAGGCACGGCAAUCUAGCGGAAGCGCUUGAGUACAGUCGCAAGACGAUCCGAGCACUCGAGACAGCGACACGUCCGUCGCAGUUCGGGUCGAAAAAGAUGGCUUCGGCCGGGGCUGGGCUCCAGCAGACGGCGCCGCAGCCACCACAGCAGUUCACGCUUGCGGAGGCAUACCUCGCACUGGCGGAAACGCUUAUGUUGGUACGCCAGCAGCGAAGCUCGAGUCACGAUCGUGAGCUCGAGAACGACGAUCUCCUGCUGCGUACGAUUCCGGAUCGAUCUGCUGCGUCCCAGGUGCGGUUGUUUCUCGAGCGCUACCAUGUCCACGAUGAGACAAACAAGGUGUGUAUUGAGCGUUUACGGGAAAUCGCCAAGCAACUCGGUAUCCUGUCGGGCAGCGAUUUUGUGAGCACAUCUCAGGCAAAUGGUGAGACGCAAUAG
Molecule: messenger RNA, 3159 nt
Organism: Cyanidioschyzon merolae strain 10D
Lineage: Eukaryota; Rhodophyta; Bangiophyceae; Cyanidiales; Cyanidiaceae
Exons: 1
Coding region: 1-3159 (1052 amino acids)
Molecular function (GO): protein binding
Source: RefSeq, a predicted model, not a curated record